UUUCAUGACAAAUCAUGUAAAACCAGGCUGGGAUCACAGUGCACAUCCAAGGGAAAUUCACUGGACAUCAUUUUUCAUGUGAUGGGUGCUCUUUCCCUUUCCUUGUACCCCUCCAAGGGAUGUGCUUUUUUGAAGGGAAGUCACCAGUGUUGUCAUAGUGAAGCGGAGAGCCAGACCCAUAUCUUUUCCUUUUCUCCAGGUCCUGUCGUGCGAGGACAACUCUCCAGGCACUUCAGCCUCCCAGGUAGCUCUUGGCUCAGUCUGCCUGUUCCCCAGCCUUCAGAAACAGAGCAGAGCCCUAAAAAACACAUGUCUUCUUCUGAGCCCAUCCUGGACCUCAAGACAGACACAACAGAAGCACUUCCAGCCUGCAGUGACCCUGAGGAGCCCAGACCAGACCCAGGGACGAAGCAGGACCCUGUCAGCACCCUGUGUGAGUGUGAUGCUGCAGCCUCCAGCACCAGCAGUCACAGCGAGCCCAGUCCCGCUCCAUCCGCAGGUGAGAGCAUCUCAGGCAGGGACUCCAAGUCAGAGCAGGGGAACCCCAGCCCUGCAGACUCCAUGCCAUGUCCAGAAGCCCCUGAAGAAUGCCCAGCUCGCCCCAACACCCUGGACUUGUCCAAGUCGCUGAAGAAGCUGGAGGAAGUGAAGCAGAUGGGGCAGAGGCGUAACAGUGACCACACGGCGGUGAAGGAGAACGGGGUCGGGAGCAGCCCUGUGGCCGCAGCGGUGAGCGAGGAGAGGAAGGCGCUGCAGUCCGAGCUGGGGAAGUGCAUCGAGGACUUCCGGAAGAUCAAGAUCCCUCAUGCCUUUCCCAAUAAGAAACGGCAGUGGCAAAGCGAGCUGCUGAGGAAAUACCAGUUGUGAGGGCUGCGGUGAGGCUCUCUGGGAGUUCCCCCAGCCGGUGGGUGGCACAGGGCAUCGGCACACCUGGGGUGGGGAGUAUAGGCUGCUCCUUCAACGAGUGUUGCAAGCUGAAAACUAGGACAGCGUGCUCCUUAACAUGGCAGGAGGGAUGCAUGCUGCCCCAGACAGUAUGAAAAUAGGUGAAGGGACAUAAAAAAGGCAAGGGGGCCCAGGGAGAAUUACCAGGGGAAAAGCUACCAUCCAGCAGGAGCCCUCAUCUUUGUGUGAACAAAUUUUCCUGGUGU
This is a messenger RNA of Lagopus leucura (white-tailed ptarmigan), 1151 nucleotides long. RefSeq names its product BTB/POZ domain-containing protein KCTD16-like. The coding region runs from base 82 to 867 and encodes 261 amino acids. The transcript has 3 exons. NCBI's taxonomy places the organism in Eukaryota, Metazoa, Chordata, Aves, Galliformes, Phasianidae. The record is from RefSeq and is a predicted model, not a curated record.